CUCUAUGUAUUGUCCACCCAUGUUUUAUCAUUUUCUUUUGGCAACAGUGCCAGCAUGAGGCUUCUUCGUAGGUUCGUGUAUUAUCCAUCCUAAAUAUUACUUUGCAUUAUUAUAUGCUUUAGUCAAAGUGGCUGCUUCUCUAUAAAAUACAAGUAACACAUCACAACCUAAGUGAGCAUCUCUAUGUUGCAUCUCCAAACUUCAAUCCAACCAUUCUUUUAAAUCAAGCAACAAUUCAGAAAAACAGAACUAUGGAUCCAAACUUUCCUCCAGCUAGUGAUUUCACAAACGGUUACUACCACUUUGGUGAAGAACGGAGUAUAUUGGUUUCUGAGUUUGAUCCAAAUCAAUAUGAUAGCUACCUUGAUGCUGAUCCAAAUCAAUAUGAUAGCUUUCUUGAGGCUGAUCCAAAUCAAUAUGAUAGCUUCCUUGGUGCUGAUCCACUUGAUUUUGCUGCUACCACCUUCCCUAUAGAAGGUUGUAUGGCCUCGGCGACAGAUCCUUCGUUGGAAGACACUGAUUUUUCAGAUACUGGUAAGUUCAUAAACCAAAUUCUGAUGGAAGAAAAUGUUGACCAGAGACCGUUUUAUGACCCACUUAGCUUACAAAUGACAGAAAAAUCAUUCUAUGAUGCUCUUUUACACACAAAUAAACCUCUUUCCCCUAAUCAACACCCCUUAGAUAUUCAUAACUCUGAUGGCACAACCAGCAGCAACAGCAAUAGCAAUAGCAGCGUCGACGAUUCUCGAGAGUCAAAACCCCUUUCACCUGAUACUCCUGUUUCUGAUCAUGUUAAUCAUGUUUUUCAGUUUAAUUCCCCUGCUGUUUCUCAGCCUCAUUCUACUGGUGUUAGUAAUGGGCUCAGAGAUUUGGAUUCUUCUAUUACGCAGAUGGCACAAAACAUUUUCAGUGAUGCAGAUUCUGUUUCUCUAUUCAAUAAAAGUUUAGAAGAAGCCAACAAGUUUCUUCCUCCGCAGCCUCAACUCUUUACUGGUUUUGAGUCAUCCAAUUUGGAUAUAGCUAGGGAGGAAGAGAAUCCGUUUGUGUUGAAGAGUAGAAAGAAUCACAAGCGCGAAGAAAGUUUUAGUCAAGAACAAGAAGAAGAAGCUUGGAGAAGUAGCAAGCAAUCAGCUAUUAGUGCUGUUGAUGAGGAUGAAUUAUCAGAGAUGUUUGAUAAGGUUUUGCUUAAUGUGGGACAUAUGCCACUAUGCAAUGAACAUGAUUGCCUGCAGAAUGGACAAGUGAAAACGGAGGAGCUGCCUCCAUCAAAUGGAGCGAAGACUCGUCCUAAGAAACAAGGCAAGAAGAAUGAAACAAUAGAUUUAAGGAAUCUUCUGCUUAUGUGUUCACAAUCUGUGUAUGCCAAUGACAACAGGAAUGCUAAUGAGCUACUGAAGCAGAUUAGGCAACAUUCUUCACCCUCUGGGGAUGGACCACAAAGGUUGGCUCAUUACUUUGCCAAUGGCCUUGAGGCACGCAUUGUCGGCGACGGUACUAGAGCACAAACAUUCUAUUCCUCCCCGAGCACCAAGAGGAUCUCUACUGCUGAGUUUUUGAAAGCAUAUCAAGUUCAUCUAUCUACUAGUCCUUUCAAAAAGUUUGCAUACUUCUUUGCAAAUAAAAUGAUUAUGAAAGCUUCUGCAAAUGCUGAAACCCUUCAUAUCAUUGAUUUUGGUAUCCUAUAUGGUUUUCAGUGGCCAAUACUUAUAAAGUUUUUAUCAGAUAGAGAAGGUGGACCUCCAAACCUGAAGAUCACCGGGAUAGAGUUCCCUUUACCUGGUUUUCGUCCAAUGGAAAAAAUCGAAGAAACUGGUCGUCGUCUUGCCGACUACUGCAAGCGCUUCCAUGUUCCCUUUGAGUUUAAUGCCAUACCAUCGCGUUAUUGGGAAACAAUUCAAGUGGAGGAUCUUAAAAUCAAGAGCAAUGAGGUUGUUGUUGUGAACUCUUUGAUGAGAUUUAAGAAUUUAUUGGAUGAAAGUAUUGAAGUGAACAGUCCUAGAAACGCGGUUCUGCAUUUAAUCAGAAAGAUAAAUCCUGCUAUUUUUGUUCAGUCAAUUGUUAAUGGAUCAUAUAAUUCGCCAUUCUUUGCUACACGGUUUAGGGAGGCACUGUUUCAUUUUUCUGCUCUUUAUGAUAUGUUUGACACUGUCAUACCACGCGAAAACAAAUACAGGAUGCUGAUGGAGAGGGAAAGUAUAGGUAGAGAAGCUAUGAACGUUGUAGCUUGUGAAGGUUUAGAGAGAGUUGAGAGGCCAGAGACAUAUAAACAGUGGCAGGUUAGGAAUACAAGAGCUGGUUUCAAGCAGCUUCCAUUGAAUUCGGAAUUAAUGGACAAAUUUAGGACAAAGUUACAGCAAUGUUACCAUAAAGAUUUUGUUUUUGAUGUAGACAACGAUUGGAUGCUUCAAGGUUGGAAAGGACGCAUUUUAUAUGCUUCAACAUGUUGGGUGCCGGCAUAAUCAACUCACAUCACAAUACCAGACUUAUAGUGUGACUGUGAUUAUAAGAAUCAGUUGUAGCAUUUUACUCUAUACUUUACCUUUGUGAAAGUUUAGAGUUGUAGUAGUGGUAGUAAUACUAGGACGAGGUUACUUGAGAUACUAUUUCAGCAUGUAUGUUGUAAUGGUUAGCUUAUUUUGGUAGCUCUUUAGAAGCUUGUUUCUUUUAUGUAACAGAAGCUUGUUUUUCUUAGUACCUUUGAGAUAGUUGCAUGCCAUGGCCUUAUUCACAUAAAUUUGAUUGUUUUCUUUCUUGCCAAUUAUUCUGUUGGCUGUACUAUAUGCAGACCAUAAUUUUGUUUUGUUCCAUAAUAAAUUGCAGUUACAAA
Messenger RNA from Medicago truncatula (barrel medic), 2827 nucleotides. Its product is annotated as scarecrow-like protein 14. The transcript is spliced from 2 exons. Lineage: Eukaryota; Viridiplantae; Streptophyta; Magnoliopsida; Fabales; Fabaceae. The coding region runs from base 252 to 2459 and encodes 735 amino acids. The record is from RefSeq and is a predicted model, not a curated record.